AACGCCUGCCACGCCCACGCCUGUGCGCUGCAGUCGUGCAUGCAGAAGACGCUCAACCAGGACAAGUGCCAGCACCUCGUCACCGAGCUCUACCGCUGCUGCGCGCGCUUCUACGUCGCAAAGGGCCCCCGGGCCGAGGCCGACGGCUGCCCGCUGCUGCCCGUCGUGCGCCGCAAGCUCAAGGCUGUGGGAGAAGAG
Messenger RNA from Tilletiopsis washingtonensis, 198 nucleotides. RefSeq lists its product as hypothetical. NCBI's taxonomy places the organism in Eukaryota, Fungi, Basidiomycota, Exobasidiomycetes, Entylomatales. The transcript has a single exon. The annotation marks the transcript as partial. The record is from RefSeq and is a predicted model, not a curated record.